Messenger RNA from Solanum stenotomum, 1056 nucleotides. RefSeq names its product bidirectional sugar transporter SWEET1-like. The transcript is spliced from 6 exons. The record is from RefSeq and is a predicted model, not a curated record. NCBI's taxonomy places the organism in Eukaryota, Viridiplantae, Streptophyta, Magnoliopsida, Solanales, Solanaceae. Gene Ontology annotation, molecular function: sugar transmembrane transporter activity. Gene Ontology annotation, biological process: carbohydrate transport. Bases 57 to 791 code for a protein of 244 amino acids. Gene Ontology annotation, cellular component: membrane.
GCACCAUUUUGCUAGUUUAUUUCAAUUCCCGUACAAUAAAUAUAUAAUUAUUUGCCAUGGGUCAUGUACAUGUUGUCAGAAUUCUCCACACAACCUUUGGAAUUUUUGGAAAUGUUAAUGGCAUAUUACUCUUCUUGGCGCCCAUGAUUACAUUCAAAAGGAUUAUUAUGAAGAGAUCAACAGAGAAGUUCUCUGGGCUGCCAUAUCUAAUGAGUUUCUUCAACUGCUUGUUUUCAUCUUGGUAUGGUCUACCUUUUGUGUCACCAAACAACACAUUAUUAACAGUGUUGGCUUCCAUAGGUGGUGCCUUGGAGGCAAUUUAUGUGUUGAUUUUCCUCAUAUUUGCACCCAAAAAAGAGAAGUUUAAGAUAUCUGGAAUUCUCUUUUUGGUCCUUUCAAUCUUCUCAAUUGUGGCUUUAGUCUCUGUGUUAAAACUUAAUGGAGAUAAAAGGAAGCUUCUUUGUGGCUUAGCUUUUGCCAUUACUUGUAUUAUGAUGUUUGGUGCUCCUCUAACAGUAAUGAGGCAGGUGAUAAAAUCUAAAAGCGUGGAGUACAUGCCCUUCUUCUUGUCACUAUCUAUUUUCAACUCUAGUACCUCAUGGGCAAUUUAUGGCUUGCUUGGGAAAGACCCUUUCAUUAUUGUACCAAAUUCAAUCGGAUCUCUAUUAGCAUGUGUGCAACUGAUUUUGUAUGCAAUUUAUCGCGAUAGCAAAAAGAAAUUAGACGUUGAAACAGCGCUUGAGAAACCCCCAAUUGAGAUACAGAAAAAUAUGGAAACUUAUACACUAUAGUGUAUAAAAAAGGGUGAAGGAUAUUCGAAAUUGAUUUGAUCUGGAUCAAAAGGAAUGAAGGAAGAAGUCGAAAUAUAUUAUUUCGCGAUUUAAAUAUAUUUCCUACUUUGCCACCAUUAAAAAAAAUGUGUAUGCAGUUAUUUUCAGUGUUUAGAUUCAUUGAUGCAGUUAUUUUGCUAGGUGUUUGUUGUAAUUGCAAUUAAGAUGAUGAAAUAUUUGAGUCAAUUAAUGAUGUAUAAAUAAUAGGAAUAUCCCUUAAUCAGUC